GAGGAUGGAAAGAAAGAGGGCUGCGGGGGGUUAUCACAGCAGGCUCGGUGAUGUCGUCGUCCGGCGUGGUGGUCCUGGACAAUGGCGGCGGGCUCUGCAAGGCGGGGUUCGGCGGCGAGCGGGACCCGGCCGCGGUGGUCCCCAACUGCCUGGGCCGCUCCUCAUCGUCCAUCAGGAAGUGGCUGGUGGCCGACCAGUUGCUGGCUCCCGACGCCGACGUGACCUCCGUGUCGCUCCGGCGCCCCUUCGACCGCGGGUACCUGGUGAAUCCGGAGCUCGAGCGGGAGGUGUGGGAGCGCCUCCUCCGCUCGCUCCUCCGCGUGGACCCUUCCCGCUCCUCGCUCCUCCUGGUGGAGCCCCUCUUCAGCCCGCCCGCCGUCCAGCGCGCCACCGACGAGCUCGUCUUCGAGGACCUGGGCUUCCGCGCCCUCUGCGUCGCCGACUCCCCGGCCCUCGUCCACCUCUACGAGGCCAGCCGGCGCCCGCCCGGGGGCGCCCAGUGCAGCCUGGUGGUGGACUGCGGCUUCUCCUUCACCCACGCGGCCCCCGUGGUGGACAACUUCACCCUCAACUACGGGGUCCGCCGCCUGGACCUCGGGGGAAAGGCCCUCACCAACUACCUCAAGGAGCUCGUCUCCUACCGUUCCGUCAACCUCAUGGACGAGACCCUUAUCAUCGACGACGCCAAGGAGAAGCUCUGCUUGGUCUCCCUCGACGUCCCUCGCGACCUCCGCCUCGCCAGGAGAUCUGGAAAAGACAACCCCUUCAGGUGCACAUAUGUUCUCCCUGAUGGUAUUACACAUACAAAAGGCUAUGUCAAAGAUUUGGAGGAAGCACACAAGUAUCUUUCUCUGCCAGAUGGAAGCUCAACUGCACAAUGUGGCCUGAAGGAAGUAAUAGAAUUUCAGGACGAUACAGAGAAACCUGAGGAUCGAAGGAGAAUAGACUUGACAAAAAAUGAGUUCAACUUGACUAAUGAGCGUUUUCUUGUACCUGAGAUGCUCUUCUGUCCUGCUGAUUUGGGUAUGAAUCAAGCUGGACUAGCUGAAUGCAUUGUUCGUGCUAUUAGUUCAUGCCAUCCUCAUCUUCAUCCUGUGCUUUUUGAGAGCAUCAUAUUGACUGGUGGAAGCACAUUGUUUCCUCGAUUUGCAGAACGACUAGAAAGGGAGCUUCGGCCUCUUGUACCUGAUAAUUAUCAAGUGAAGAUUACUACUCAAGAAGAUCCUAUUUUAGGUGUAUGGAGGGGUGGGUCGCUUUUGGCAUCUAGCCCUGAUUUUGAAUCAAUGUGCAUUACAAAGUCAGAGUAUGAAGAGAUAGGAUCAAUCCGCUGUCGACGCCGUUUUUUUCGCUGAAUAUCUGAUUAGGAAGGUUUGGAUGCCAGGAGAUGAAGAGGUAGGAUCAACCCGGUGUCAAUGCCCUUUUUUUCAUUGAAUAUCUGAUUAGGAAGGUUUGGCUGCCAAGAGCUAUACCUGUCAUCAAGUAGAAAACCAUUAAAUAGAAGGCAAGCUCGAAGUUCAUAUAAUGUCAUCUUUACCUGAAACAAGUGCAACGCUAUCUGUAGUUUAAGAGGCCCUUGCUGUCUCAUAUAGCCGCUAAUUACUUUUGUGACCACCUACCCCUAUUGUAUGACUGGAUGGGUAGCAGGGUCCUUGGGCAAAGUUGUGGUCUCAUCCUGUAUUUUGCUUUAUACACUGCUAUUACUUUGGUAUGGCGGUUGUCCGAAUUGCUGGCAGUGCUAAUGCACUCAUCAAGCUGGUCCAAACUCCGGUUUGAAGUGCCAUAUAUAAUAAUGGAUGCGGUUGGCUAUAAGCGCCAACGAAUUUUCUUUAU
Molecule: messenger RNA, 1830 nt
Organism: Elaeis guineensis (African oil palm)
Lineage: Eukaryota; Viridiplantae; Streptophyta; Magnoliopsida; Arecales; Arecaceae
Product: actin-related protein 6
Source: RefSeq, a predicted model, not a curated record